AAUUUAGCUUAUUUGAAUCUAGGCGAAAACAUGCUUGUUGGUCCGAUCCCUUCAUCUCUAGGUCAAUUAACCAAUUUGUCAGCUCUAUUCCUUCAUACCAAUAAAUUCAACAGCUGUAUCCCUCUACAAUUUGGAAAUUUAAGAAAUCUCAAGACUCUGUAUAUUGUGAAUGGCCAACUCGUUGGUCCACUUCCUUCAACUCUGGGUCACCUGACAAAUUUGACAUCCUUGAGUCUUUACAUAAAUCAAAUCAAUGGUUCCAUCCCUCUAGAACUAGCAAAACUUAGGAGCUUGACCUCAUUGGAUCUUGGUGCCAACCAUUUAAGGGGUUCAAUUCCUCCAUCUUUGGGUCUCUUGUCUAAUUUGAAAUAUUUGUACCUCGACUCAAAUAGUUUUGAGGGUUCCAUUCCACCGAAAUUAGGAAACCUAAACAAUUUGCGAUUACUGUAUCUUAGAAAAAACAAAAUAACUGGUCCAAUCCCUCCCACUCUAUUUCAUUCAACUAAUUUGACAGUAUUGUAUCUUGAUUCAAAUCUUUUAGAAGGUUUGAUACCUGGAGAUAUUAGGAAUUCAAUAUCUUUGGCAUAUUUGAACCUUUCCCAAAAUAGAUUGAGUGGACCAAUCCCAACUCAGGUUGGGUCUUGCUCCAACUUAAUAGAGUUAUCGCUGAGCCACAACUCUUUAAAUGAAAGUAUUCCUCCUCAGAUUGGCAAUCUCUCUAUGCUCUCUGUAAUUGAUGUCAGCCAUAAUUCCAUUAGUGGAGAAAUGCCUUCCCAACUUGGAGGUUUAGCAAAUUUGGUAGCAUUAGAUCUCAGUUACAAUAAUAUCUCCGGCUCUAUUCCCCAUCUGCCACCUAGUUUGAAUGAAGAUAAACUAAAUUUGUCAUACAAUUCUUUUACGGGUCAAGUCCCAAAUGACUUGCGUCAUUUUCCGCCAAGUUCUUUCACUGGCAACAAGGAUUUAGAAAAUGAACAACUUACUAGCUCAACAUCGCUCACUGAACACAAAAGAACAAGCAGCAAAAAAUCGAGACAUGAGUCAUUGUUGAGACAUCUUAAAAUCAUUCUUAUCAGCACCAUUUCCCUUGCAUUGGUAUCUCUUUUAUUUUUGUUGCUUUAUCGAAGAAUACAUGGAGCCAAAAGUGAGGAAGCAGAUGCAAGGCCAACAAAAAAUGGGGAUAUAUUCUCAAUAUGGAGCUUUGAUGGAAGGGUUGCAUUUGAAGACAUCAUUGAAGCUACUGAGGAUUUUGACAUCAAAUACUGCAUUGGUACUGGUGGUUAUGGAAGUGUUUAUAGAGCACUCUUACCAAAUGGCAAGGUAGUCGCUUUGAAAAAACUUCAUCGAAGGGAAGCAGAGGAUCCAACUUUUGACAAGUGUUUCAAGAAUGAGGUUAAGAUGUUAAUAGAAAUUCGUCAUAAGAACAUUGUGAAGCUUCAUGGAUUUUGCCUACACAAGAGAUGCAUGUUUUUGAUCUAUGAAUACAUGGAAAGAGGGAGCUUGUUUUGUGUGCUUAGAAAUGACGAAGAAGCUGUGGAGCUCGAUUGGAACAAAAGGGUGAACGUCAUAAAAAACACAGCACAUGCUUUGUCUUAUCUUCACCAUGACUGCAUCCCACCCAUCCUUCAUAGAGACAUAUCAAGCAACAACAUUCUAUUGAACUCAGAACUAGAGGCUUUUGUUUCUGACUUUGGAAAUGCGAGGCUUUUAGAUCCUGAUUCAUCUAAUUAUACUGUUCUUGCUGGCACCUAUGGUUAUAUUGCCCCAGAGCUUGCUUAUACGAUGGCUGCAACUGAGAAGUGUGAUGUUUAUAGUUUUGGGGUUGUGGCAUUAGAAGCAUUAAUGGGAAGGCAUCCUGGAGAACUAUUGGCAUUGUCAUCAUCUCUCUCUUCCUUGCAAAAUGUGAUGCUAAGUGACAUAUUAGAUACGCGUCUAUCGCCUCCAAAAAGCAAAAAUGUUACCCAGAAUAUUGCGGUUGCUGCUAUGCUUGCAUUUGCUUGCUUGCGCGCAAAACCCAAGUCCAGGCCAACAAUGGAAUUUGUGUCUCAACAAUUUGUUGCCCACCAAAGACCACUUCCGAAGCCUUUUCCAGUUAUUUCUUUAUUGGAGUUGGUGAAUAGUGAUUUGGGAAUGGAAAAUGGAAGAGAAUCUCAAUUCAAACUUUCAGGUCAUCCAGAUAAGCUUCAUGGUUCUCCCUCAAAUUAGAUGCAAGCGAGUAUCUUCUGGGUCAUCAUUUUUUUUCUUUCUUUUUUUUUUUUUUUUUAAGUUCAGAUUGUCCCUUUUCAUGCAGCAAUUUUCAAUUAGAAAUGUUUAAUGUUCUGUUUAGAAACAUGAUUUUGGUAGAGUGUAUUUGAAUUUCAACAUUUCAAAUUCAAUAUCAUUGUUUGUUUUUACAUAAAUAAAGUGAAAUUAAAUUU
This is a messenger RNA of Rubroshorea leprosula, 2414 nucleotides long. Lineage: Eukaryota; Viridiplantae; Streptophyta; Magnoliopsida; Malvales; Dipterocarpaceae. The record is from the annotation of a GenBank genome assembly.